GAGAGUUGACUGACAGAUAGGCUCGAACACCUGUUAACGAUUCCUGAUUAAAGGUCUGUUCACACCUCGGAGAGGGUUCGCAAACGGUGAAAAUUAGACAAAAAAAAAGAAGUUUUGUGUCCUGAUUUCUCGUGAACAAUUAAUACUGUGUUCAUCAUCUGCAGUGAAUGGUGGUCUCAAUCACAUAUCUUUAACUCUACGGGUCUCAUCUAAAACUCCAGUGACUUUGUAGUGACCAUAUUGUGACUAGUUCGUCAGAAAGAUAGAUUAAAAAGGACCCGGUGACUUUAUAGUGGCGUAUCUGUGACCAGUUUGGCUUUGCACCAGGACAAGACAGACCAAAGAAUUAUCUUUUGCCAAAGUGUUGGGUGUGGGCGAAAAAGUGUCUAGUACGGUGACUGGCAUGACCGUGCAAGACGAAGCCAGGGCCAUGCCGCAAACUGCAGCCACCAGAUCUCGGUUCAUGAUCACGGACAUCCUCAGUGGACCAGCCGAUGGCGCCGCCAUCAUCAGGGGCAGAUCCCCCAGUCCGGGACCCAGAGAUCUCUCUCUGCACUCGAAUCCCGUUCAUGACAGUGACACAGACAGUUCCGGUCAUCCUGACACCUCCAGCAUCUGCUCAAGCGGUCAAAACGGUGACGAUUCGCUUCCCUCGAAAAACGGUGCAAUAAGCAAAAAACAAAGGAAAGCGCGGACGGCGUUCACGGAUCUCCAGCUACAGACCCUAGAGAAAAGCUUCGAGAGACAGAAAUAUCUCAGUGUACAGGAUAGGAUGGAACUGGCGGCUAAACUAAGUUUAACGGACACCCAAGUGAAAACGUGGUACCAAAAUAGAAGGACGAAAUGGAAACGCCAAACAGCCGUCGGCCUGGAACUCCUAGCCGAAGCUGGUAACUACGCGGCCUUCCAAAGGCUGUAUGGAGCCCCAGCUUACGGUUGCUGGUACCCCCCACAGACGGCUGGACCUACGGCAGCGCCAAGCGCGGCGGACAUCUACUACAGGCAGGCAGCAGCAGCCGCAGCUGCCACCUUACAGAAACCUUUACCCUACCGACUAUAUCCACCAGGUAUGGGCCUUGGGAUCCCAGGUCCCAGCGCACAUUUAGGCUCCCUGGCAGCUAGCAGUUCCCUGAGCACGUUGUCUAGUUAUUAUUCUAGCCAAACCCCACCUGACGGACCUUCGCCGAGGUCGCCCAGUCCCGACACCCCUCUAGAUCCCGGUUCACCAGGUACGGGAGGCAGAAGGUCGCCUUCCGAAGACGAAGACACGAUUCACGUCUGAGGAGGGCGCGGCGGCGGUUUCGAUAUUGUGAUAUAACUUGUACUAUAGCUGGACUUGUUAAUUUAUUUUGCGCUUUUAAGUGUUGUGUAGACUCGUAAGAGAUGUAUAGAUGAGUACGGACGAUUUUUGUAAUUAGACAACUGUCGUAAAUGCGGGCUUUAUGUAAAUUUUAUCAACAUUCCACACGACGAUCCGCCCUAGGGGCAUGUAUUAUACUGUAAUGAGAGACGUAUGUUGUAUAUGGUUUUUAUUUCCUUCUGUUUAUUUUGCUCGAUGAGUAUGUUUAUUCAUGUUAAAUUAGAAAAUAUAGA
This is a messenger RNA of Anoplophora glabripennis (Asian longhorned beetle), 1593 nucleotides long. RefSeq names its product homeobox protein B-H1-like. The transcript has 3 exons. Gene Ontology annotation, biological process: regulation of transcription by RNA polymerase II. NCBI's taxonomy places the organism in Eukaryota, Metazoa, Arthropoda, Insecta, Coleoptera, Cerambycidae. The coding region runs from base 404 to 1282 and encodes 292 amino acids. The record is from RefSeq and is a predicted model, not a curated record. Gene Ontology annotation, molecular function: RNA polymerase II transcription regulatory region sequence-specific DNA binding; DNA-binding transcription factor activity, RNA polymerase II-specific. Gene Ontology annotation, cellular component: nucleus.